Molecule: messenger RNA, 3300 nt
Organism: Anneissia japonica
Lineage: Eukaryota; Metazoa; Echinodermata; Crinoidea; Comatulida; Comatulidae
Product: cytosolic endo-beta-N-acetylglucosaminidase-like
Exons: 13
Coding region: 106-2205 (699 amino acids)
Biological process (GO): protein deglycosylation
Cellular component (GO): cytoplasm
Molecular function (GO): mannosyl-glycoprotein endo-beta-N-acetylglucosaminidase activity
Source: RefSeq, a predicted model, not a curated record
CAACCCAACCCAUCAAAACAACAACAGGAAGGAAGAAAGCAAGCGGAAGAAAGGAGGGGACGCUAAGGUUAUUAAGGAAGCUUAAUCACUAAUAUAAUAAUUAAAAUGGCAGAGAUGAUCGACAGCCUAGCUUCUGAAAUCGAUGCUAAAAUAAACAUUUCACCUCCUGUAGACUUUGGUCCUGGAUAUGAGCCGAAAACCUCUGAGCCAAUUGCUCGCCCUUUGAGUAACAUGGAUGAAGUAUUGCUAUGGAAACCCGGUGAAGAUGAAUUCAAUGUUGCGAGUGAGGUUCUAGCCAGACGAACUGAAUCAAGUGUGCCGAAACCAAAGACAUUGGUAUGCCACGAUAUGAUGGGUGGAUAUGUAGAUGACAGGUUUGUUCAAGGAGUAGCUAAGAAUGAUUGCUACCGCUUCUACCAUUGGCAAUAUAUUGACAUAUUCAUGUACUUCAGUCACCAUUUUCUGACCAUCCCUCCGGCGCCCUGGACCAAUGCAGCCCACAAGAACGGCACCCUAAUGCUUGGCACUUUCAUUACUGAAUGGAAGGAUGGGGCAGAGCGAUGCAAGCAAGUCUUGGCAAGUGAGGACGCUUAUAAGUGUUUUGCUGACAAGAUGGUGGCAUUAGCUAAGUAUUACAGAUUUGACGGAUGGCUAAUCAAUGUUGAAAACCAAAUAGAGCCAGAACAGAUGCCCUAUCUGGUAGAAUUUGUGGAAUAUCUGACCUCUGAGAUGCACAAACUUGACCCUGUGUCACAGGUCAUCUGGUAUGACAGUGUCAUCCAAACAGGCAAGCUCAAGUGGCAAGAUAUGCUGAACGACAAUAACAGAUUGUUUUUUGAUCGUUGUGAUGGCAUUUUCUUGAAUUAUAAUUGGAACGAGCAGAAGUUGAAGGAUUCAUUGCAGAUGGCUGGUGACCGCAAGUACGACGUUUACGUUGGAGUUGACAUAUUCGGUAGAGGCUGUUUCGGCGGAGGUGGCUGGAACACAUACAAGGCUAUGGAAGUGAUCAGGAAGGUUGAUUUAUCUGCAGCGAUCUUUGCUCCAGGCUGGGUGUUUGAAAAACAUGGAGCAACUAAGUUCAUACCCAAUGAAAACAGGUUCUGGUCUUUAAUAGAGUCUUACCUACAUUCCCAUGGUGUUGUGUCUCUCCCAUUAUGUUCUAAUUUCUGCCAAGGAUAUGGAGUUCAUGGCUUCAGCAAUGGAAAGAAAGUAAUGACGAAAAAGUGGUGCAACUUGAGUGCUCAGCAAAUCCAGCCAUCAUUCAGUAACAAACAGUUUGAAGAUGGGGCUAAACAGAAGAUGGAUCGGCUGGUAACUGACGGUUACAGCGGUGGUGGUUGCUUGUCCUUUGAUGGUAGUUUAGAGGCUGGGAAAACGCACAUAUUCAAGGUUUUGCAGACAGGUAUUGAAUGGAAAGACUUCUUAUUGAUUGCCUACUCUGUAAAAACAUCAAGUCAAAUGAAAAUAGAGUUGUAUUUACAGACAGCUGAACCAGAUGGACAGAUUGUACUCACAGAUACUGAAGAUAUAUCAAAAGCAGAGAAGCAAAAUGUAACGGACUAUGGACUCCAUGAGUCUGAGAAACUUGCCGAUAUGCCAGCUGCUGUUUUCGCACCUCUGGGGGGCGCUAGUCUUACUGUAUUGAAGGAAAUGUCUGGCAACAUUCCCGAAAGUAAUGGAUGGGUGACCAGGUAUUAUUUACUGAGUAAGACUGCUUUUGACUGUGCACCAAAGAUUACUGAAAUUGGUUUGAAAUGUUCAAGCUUAGACGUCCCUGUUAUUUACAAUGUUCUCCUAGGUCAAAUAAAGAUAUUGGACCCUGCUGAGUUGAAGGAAUCUACAACUCAGGUCACAGAUUUGACCUGUCAGGACAUCACAUGGUCUCCUCCGAUCAUCUCUCCAAAAUCAUUCGAAGGACUCGUGUCGAUUUGCAUCACAAUCAAGUGGAAGUACGCCAUCAGCGCCUCUCACUUUGACGUAUUUGUCAAAGGCGUGACGCGCAGUCCAAAUGAGAACAUGGAGCUGUCCGUGUACGAGCCGGUGUUCGUUGGACGAUCCCAUUCUAAGCAAUUCCGUAUAUGCCAUUUGCUAGUCCCUCAGAAGUCGGAGCAGCAUACCCUAGAAAUAAUGGUACUACCCACCAACAAGGCAGGGUUCCAGGCCCCAUGGGCAAGUGUUGCGUCAGUCAAAGUAAAAUAUUCUUAACUGUUGUGUGAGAGUACAUAGGGUUUAUAUAAUUUCAGUGUGUUAGUAAAUAUUUUUCAUUUCAUUUUUAUUUAUUUAGUUGUAUUAAGUCAUGAAAAAAAUUCAUAGAUUUUCUCAGAAUUUUGACCCUGUGAUUGUAAAGACGAGUAUCUCUAUCACAACUAUUUGUAAGAGAAUGCAAAGGGUUUUAAAUAAUUUAAGUAUGUCAAGACUUUUAUUUCAUAAUAUUUAUUUAGUUAUGUUUAGUUGUGAGAAAAACUUUUGGGAGUUUCACUUGAUGUUGGCCCUCUAGGAUUGGUAGACAAUCACCUAAACAACAGGGGCUUUAUUUAACAGUCAAAUAGACAAGGGUCCAUAAUUUUUUCUGGCUUUAAUCUUUAUGUUGUUAAUUUCAACUUGUGGGUGCCAUAUUUAUUUGUAAUGCUUUUCUGUCAAGAAUUAUCUUUAAAACAAGGUCAGGUGGCUUCUUCUUGUUUUUGCUUGAGCCUCCAAAAAAGAAUAAGCUUACCGAUAAAACCGAUAAUAUCGUAUCCAUUCUAGGAAUUAAAACAUUAGAAGCUUGUUAACAUCUUAUUGGUUAGAUGUGAUUGAUUUGUUCUGUACUAAAUCUAUGACAGUAGAAAAAACUAUUGUAAGACCCUAAAGAAAAAAGUUAUUAUAUAAAUUAGAUAUAUAAAUCAAGUUUUAAAUUCUUAAUGUAAUUUCUCUUGCAUAUUUGCAAAUGGCAUCACAUAUUUUAAUGCAGGAGCUUGAAAAUCAUAUAGUAAAGUGAUAAGUGAUUUUUUUUUCAAGUAGAUAAAGUUUGCUGUCUCUCAACAUUUUAGGACAAUCUGCCAACUAGAUUCAUAUAUAUAUUCACCAUAUUUGGACAGAGUGACCAUAUUUGGACACACUGACAAUAUUUGGGGAGGCUGACCCCUUUGGUAAAGCUGAUUUUCAUGGUGCGAUUCAGUAUUUUAACUCUGUAUUCAGGCACAUUCAGGAAUUUAUUUAUAGCACUGAAAAUAGAACAUUGUUGUAGAAUAUAAUUAUGUUUACGAAAAUUGGUACUGUAUCACCAUAUAUUACUGAUGCAGUGAUGCAAAUUAUCUCUCA